UCCAAAUUGCUACUCCAGUAAAUAUUAUGAUUCAUUUUCAAAGUACAUAAGCACUUCAACUCUAUCCUACUGACACCUUUAAUCAGUCAGAAGUGAUAACCACUAAAAGAUUUCAACGGAUCUUUGUCUGUAAUCAGAGAGAGCGGCCCAGUAUAGCAGCGUUGAGGAGAUAAGAAGCAACACAACUUUGUCUGCACACAGUUCUGGGGGCCAUUUUGCAUAUUGGAUGAUGGUCAUCUAUUGGUCAUCUGAAAAUUAGUGAUCAAUAUAUAUUGUAGAAUAUAAUACAAAACAGAAUAGCUGAAGAUAACCUAGAGAGUUUGACAUUGAACAUGAGUAUCACUAUGAAAUGUUCUCUGCUACUGCUGGUCAUAGUCUGUACUCUACUGUCUCAUACCACAGGGAAACCAAACCCAAAGUGUACCUAUAAACCUGAUGGUGACAACCAGUUGUCCAUAGAUGUCACCUGCAAGAACCUUGACCUUCCCAGGGGAGUCCAGUUAAGAGAAGUCCUGGGAGAGGUGGACAUCGCUCACCUCACCGUCACUCACUCCAACAUCCAGCUCCUAUCAGCAGAUCUGUUCACAAAACUGGCAACCACCUUGGAAACACUUACAGUAAGACACUGUGCAGACCUUACCACCAUUGAAAAUAACACAUUUGUUGAGUUUGGUGCCUUAAAAUCUCUCGACUUGUCAAAGAAUAACAUCAGUAUCACCCUGGAUGGGGAAGAAUUCCGCAGCCUGAAAAACUCGCCAUUAGAGUCAAUUGACCUCAGCGGGAAUGCCAUCUCGCUUCUUCCAUCUCAAAUGUUCCGUGGUUUGAAUGCUUUAGAAAAUAUCGAUUUGUCCAAUAGUAAAAUAUCACAGAUACAAGACACAGUGUUUGAUCACCUUAUCAACCUAAAAUCACUCGACCUGUCACACAACCAGAUUGCACAAGUUGGCACCAACGUCAACGGUUUCCCUUUUAGCUGGAACCAGCGCCUGCAACUCCUAGACCUUUCCUACAACAAGAUGGCGGCUGUGCAAGUUGGUAUUUCCAUCCAGCAAAGCCUGACCACUCUAAACCUGAGCCACAAUGAAAUAUCCAGCUUCAAUCGCAAACCGUUUACUGUUCCACCAAUGUUACAGGCGUUACAGUUCAUGGACAACCUCAAGGACCUCGACCUGUCCCAUAACAAUCUUACCGACCUUCCUCUGGAUAUUUUCUAUCAGCCAGUAAAUACGUUGUUUGUAAAAGACUUUGGGAUAUCAUCUACAAGCAAAGUGGCAGUCAAUCUGGCUGGGAACCCAUUGCACUGUGACUGUGGAUUUUAUACAUUUUGGGAAUUUCUGCAAAGUGCAGAAUGUCGACUGAAAUUCAGCUUUAAGAAUGGUGUUUGUGAUCAGCCAAUGGGAGUGAAGGGUGUAAAAGCAGCAGCAGUUGACAUGACUCAUUGCGCACCAAAAACAGGACAGUCCGUCAAAGUGAACUAAAAACUUUUUAUAACUAUGUUUUGCCUGAAGGCCCGUUAGAUCAUAUCAGGUUCUGAGCUUAUAGUUAGUAACAGAAGAUUUUAUGUACAAAGAAUAAGCACAUCACGAGAGAUCUCACUGAGGCAAAAUCAUAUCUGCUGCUUGUAAUUUUAUGUACACAGAGCUUUAUAUUUAAAUGAAAUAAGACUUUUAGCAAAAUCUGCAAAUCUCACCAAACAGGUGAAUUGUCUGUUAAAAGAGGGAAAAAUCACAG
Lingula anatina is the source of this 1731-nucleotide messenger RNA. RefSeq lists its product as uncharacterized. Gene Ontology annotation, cellular component: plasma membrane. Gene Ontology annotation, molecular function: protein binding. Lineage: Eukaryota; Metazoa; Brachiopoda; Lingulata; Lingulida; Lingulidae. The record is from RefSeq and is a predicted model, not a curated record.